AUGGUCGCCGAGAACGAGCUCAAGUAUCUCAAACGGUGUGUGGAACUAGCACGCGAAGCACUCGAAGCAGGUGAUGCGCCCUUCGGAUCGGUCCUCGUCAACUCCAAAGGCGAAGUCCUCAAGGAAGAUCGCAAUCGCACAGUCACUGGCAAAGAUGCAACGCUUCAUCCGGAAUUCACCAUAGCCAUAUGGGCCCAACAGAACCUCAGCCCGGAGGAGCGCGCUGCCGCGACCGUCUAUACAUCGGGAGAGCAUUGUCCUCUGUGCUCGAGCGCUCACGCGUGGGUUGGUCUGGACAGGAUCGUGUAUGUCAGUUCCACCGAGCAGCUUGUAAAGUGGCGGAAGGACCUCGGUACACCUGCAGGACCAGUCGCUCCGCUUGCCAUCAACCAGGUUGCGCCGGGUCUCAAAGUCGAGGGACCCAUCGAGGGGCUGCAUCAGGAAGUUUUUGAGCUGCACAAGAAGAAACAGGAAUUGGCUGUAGCCAAGAGCGGAUGA
Molecule: messenger RNA, 498 nt
Organism: Cyphellophora attinorum
Lineage: Eukaryota; Fungi; Ascomycota; Eurotiomycetes; Chaetothyriales; Cyphellophoraceae
Product: putative cytosine deaminase
Exons: 1
Coding region: 1-498 (165 amino acids)
Biological process (GO): tRNA wobble adenosine to inosine editing
Molecular function (GO): tRNA-specific adenosine-34 deaminase activity
Source: RefSeq, a predicted model, not a curated record